This is a messenger RNA of Phragmites australis (common reed), 3690 nucleotides long. Its product is annotated as zinc finger BED domain-containing protein RICESLEEPER 2-like. The record is from RefSeq and is a predicted model, not a curated record. Gene Ontology annotation, molecular function: DNA binding; protein dimerization activity. NCBI's taxonomy places the organism in Eukaryota, Viridiplantae, Streptophyta, Magnoliopsida, Poales, Poaceae. The transcript is spliced from 4 exons. The coding region runs from base 945 to 3341 and encodes 798 amino acids.
AAAUUCAUCGCUCAGAGUUGUUCGUGGCUAAGGAUGAUGGGUAUUAUGCUUCGAGUUUGGUUCGGCGGUCAGAAAGGUUAACUUUAAUUGUCUGCGUGCGUAAACUUGCAGAAAUUUGGAGUAUGGCGUUGUUGGAAAAAUUGUAUCAGAAUUACAGCGAUCUGCUCUGUGCUUAGCAGCCUCUUGUCCAUGUUUGGGGCAUAAGGUUUUAGAGAGUUGCUCUGUGCUUAGCAGCUUAAGUGUUUGAGAGAGUUGGAAGCUUGGGGUGUUGAAAUGACUUAUAGAAUACUAGGCUUUAGCUCAUAGUUGUUACAGUGAUGUGGCGAGGUGCGGUGAUCCACCAUCUUCACACCUUUACAACGCUUAUGGCGCGCGGUGUGGUGACGCCAUACACACAUCGGUGUGGUGAAUACACGCAUCAUAGUAUAGGAUAGUAGGAAAUUAUAUUGGCAAAUGGCAAUGUAGAUGUAGCUCAAAAGUGAUAGUCUUGGAUUUUAGGAAAUAAAAAUAGCAAUGCCCUCUGUGUGUGUACUAUAGGCCUAUACAGAACAGCAUAUAUGUGUAUGGCUAUAUGCAUAACAGAACAGACUACAGAGCUUGAGCAUAGCUUACCAAGUUCUGAACAGAGUCUGAAUAGAGCUUCAGCAGAAUUGAGCAGAGCAGCCAGAGCUUGAGCAGACCUUGAGCUUGAGCAGAGUUCUGAACAGCGACCGCAGGGGUGCGCAGGGCGGCUGGUGGCCGGUGAGAUCUCGCUGGUUGGCAGGGCAGACAGUGCAGGGGGCAGGGGCGAUGGCGAGGAGUGCAUGGAUCUCGGUGGUGGAUGGCGAGGAGCAUGGGCAGGUGGACGACGAGAGGUAUCGGGCGCAGGGAUCUUGGCGGCGGCUGCGGCGGCGACCCGCAGCGAAGGCUAGGGUAUUGCGGAGCUCUGGAAACAAUGACGAGAUAUGGAUCACUUGGACGGGCAUGACAGCGAUGACAUGAAAGUAGGGGCAUCUUCUGAUGGUGCCUCCAGACUCAGAAAGAAGAGGUCUAAAGUGUGGGAUGAGUACAAGCCCAUCCUUGUAAACGGAGCCAUCCAGAGCGCGGAAUGCCGCUACUGCCAUAUCCACAUGAGUUGCAAAGGCGCUGAUGGGCAGUCCAAUGGUACAAGCCAUUUGUGGCGACACCAGAAAAUUUGUCGAGCAAAAGAGGGAUUGGGCCUGAUCCAGCAGCAACAGGAUACUGACUUUCCAUAUGUAGUGGUGAAUGACGUUGACCCGGUGGACCAGAUUCUUCCAGAUUCACUUGAUGACAUUAAUUUGUUAACUCAUAGUGAGAGCAGCAAAUUCAGGUCAAAGGUAUGGAAGGAUUUUAUACCAUUCUAUGUUGAAGGGAGAAUCCAGGGUGCUGACUGUGUCCACUGCCACAAGCGACUCAGUGCAGAAAAAGGCAGAAGCCAUUUGAACCGACAUACUCAAACUUGUCCAGUGCGAGGUGGAACUAGUGUAAAUCAUCAGAAGGGUGUGUUGUUCCAGUCCAGUGUACCAAGUUUGAAGUCUAGGUUUCAAGAUGAGCUUUCACCUGCCUUGACAAAUGGUAGGGUUCAGAUUGCAGAAUAUGCUAGCAAGUUCCUCAAGACCAGCUCUGGUGAUAGAAGCCCUAUGGACCACCACGUUCUAGCUUUACCAGCAAUGGAUGGGAUGAAUCCUACAGAACAAAAUACCUCAUCAGCUCAGACUGCUCCGAAUAUAAGUAGGAAAUUUGACCAAGAAGCAUCUUAUCAAGAGCUAACUAGAAUGAUUGUUUUACAUGGCUACCCCUUGUCAAUUGUGGAGCAUGAAGAAAUGAGAAGGUUUGCAAAGAGCCUUAACCCUGCAUUUAACAUGGCUUCAAGCAUUGAUAUAGAAGAGUAUUCAACUCUUUUGUUUCAGAAAGAAAAGUCUGAGCUUAAGGAAAAAAUUGCACUUUUACCCCAUCGGGUUUCCCUAUCAGCAAGUGUGUGGGUUCAUGGAGCUGAGGCCUCAGUGAAGUAUCUUUGUUUAGCAGUGCAUUUUAUUGAUUCAGACUGGAAACUUCAAAGGAGAAUCAUCAAAUUUGGUGUGUUUUCGUCCUCACCUACUAGUUUGGAAAGGAUGAUACAUUUUAAGGAGGCCUGUGCACUAGAUUCUGAUAGUGGGCCAUUUAAUGUCAUACAGGAAGCUAUAAGAGAUUGGAAUCUUGAUCAGAAGCAUUUCAGCUUGACAUCUGUCAGUGAAAUUAGAAAUGAUGAGAGUACCUCAAAGCUGAUGGACUUGCUCAUUCAAAGGAAAUGCCUUCCUGUUAGAGGUGAGCUAUACAAUAUUGCUUGUGUGGAUGAUGUGCUUAACAGCAUUAUUUCAAAAGGGCAACCAGUGCUUCAUCUUGUUGGUGACAUACUAGAGAGAUUUAUUAAGGAACAUAUGUCCUCAUCGCUGACUCGGCAGCAACUUCUAGAAGUUGUUACCCAUAUGGGAUUGAAGUGCCCCCAGGAAGAUGCGAAAUGGUGGCACAAAAUUUACUUUAGGCUUGAAGUUUUUCUGCAAUUCAAGAAGGCAUUUCCCUCUGAAGAGUUGUUAUCUGCCGAAGAUACCAAAACUGUUGAGUCUGUUUGCAAGAUACUGAGGGCUUUUUAUCGUGCUGUUGAAGUAAUUUCUGGUUCUGCUUGCCCCACAGCAAAUACAUACUUCAAUGAACUAUGGAAAGUUAGGGCAACUUUGCAAGAAGAAGCAUCUACUGAUCACACUGAACUUGCUAACAUGGUUUGGGAGAUGCAGGAAGCGUUCAGUGAGUAUUGGCAAAAUUCAUACAUGUGGCUGUCAAUACCUGUUGUUCUUGAUCCCAGAUUCAAAAUUACUUUUAUUGAGUUCCGUCUAAAACGAGCUUUUGGCACUGAUGCAGACAAGUAUGUAUCUGCCAUACGUGAUACAAUCAGGGAGCUGUUUCAUGAAUACUGUGGUCCUGUAGAUAAGCCGGGUGUUGACAUAUCAAAUCGUGAAACUCGUGAUGUUGAAUUGGAUGGAUUUGACAGUGAUUCAUUGGAAGAUUGGGACGAACAUCUUAAUGCUCAGACAAGGAGCCAACUAUUGACAGAACUUGACAACUACCUUGAAGAUGGCCUUGUUCCGAGGAAGGAUGAUUUCGAUAUUCUGAACUGGUGGAUGAGUAAUUCUACAAAGUAUCCAACCCUCUCAAUUAUGGCACGUGACGUCCUGGCAAUGCCAGCUUCUGCUGUUCAUUUUGAGGCAGCGUUAAGCAGUGAGGGACCUGUGAUUCAUAAGCAAUGGAGCACAUUAAAUAUCAAAACAAUUGAGGCUCUCGUAUGUACCCGAGAUUGGAUUAAAUAGAAUGAAGAUUACAUGCAGUGCAUACUCAUGGUGCUUCUUACAUAGGAAUCUAGGAUGAUAUCACAAAAGAGUACACUGCCCAUUUGGCGUCCUGUAUCAGACAUCUUGCCGCUGCCGGUAUGUCUGUAUAUUUGUGCUAUUUUUCUCCAGAUGUGUAUAUUACUAGUCAUGUGGAUGGCAGCUACAAGACGCGUGCUCCCAGGGUGUUCACAUGUAUUGUUCAUUGUUGUUUCCUGUAUUAGGAUUUUUGCCUCCGGUUCAGAUUAUUUGUACAGUGCCAAUGAUGUGCUGCUGCUUUAACCUGAUUAGGAAUUCUUUUAUGAAGGCCAUAGGAAGCCAUUUGCUGUUA